AUGAAGUGCCCCAUCUGCCACGACCUCGUCGACCGCCCCGUCACCGUGCGACCUCCCUCCACCCUUCCCUCCCCGUCACCGUGCGACCUCCCUCCACCCUUCCCUCCCCGUCACCGUGCGACCUCCCUCCACCCUUCCCUCCCCGUCACCGUGCGACCUCCCUCCACCCUUCCCUUCCCGUCACCGUGCGACCUCCCUCCACCCUUCCCUCCCCGUCACCGUGCGACCUCCCUCCACCCUUCCCUCCCCGUCACCGUGCGACCUCCCUCCACCCUUCCCUCCCCGUCACCGUGCGACCUCCCUCCACCCUUCCCUCCCCGUCACCGUGCGACCUCCCUCCACCCUUCCCUCCCCGUCACCGUGCGACCCUCCUCAUUGCCCUCGUGCUUCCAUAGCUGCGCUCGUCACUCAUUCCCCCCGCCGCCCGCCUCUCUUCAUCCCUUUUCCCCCCGUUCGUCCAUUCUCUCCUCAUGCCCCCUCAACUCCCCUUUCCCCCAUCUUUCUCCCCCCAAUGCCCGCCAGACCCCCUGCGGCCACAACUUCUGCCUCGUGUGUUUCCGCAAGUGGCUGGCGCAGGGUAAGCGCAGCUGCGCCAAGUGCCGCCGCGCGGUGCCGCCCGACAUGAUGAAGCAGCCGCGCAUCAACCCCGUCAUCGUCGCCGCCAUCCGCCACGCCAAGGCCGCCGCCGCCCGCGCGGCCGCCGGCGGGCUGUCCACGUCAGCACCAGCGAAGCCGUACGAGCCAAUCUGCAACGAGAAGCGGCCCGAUCAGGCGUUCACCACGGAUCGCGCCGUGCGGAAGGGGCUCUCUAACGCCGCCUCGGGCCGCAUAUUUGUGACUAUAGCGGGGGAUUUUUUCGGGCCAAUCACGGCGGAGUACGAUCCGGAGAGGGGGACGGGCGUGGAGGUGGGCGAGACGUGGGCGAGUCGGCUGGAGUGCCGGCAGUGGGGCGCGCACCUGCCGCACGUGGCAGGCAUCGCGGGGCAGUCCCACCAUGGCGCGCAGUCAGUGGCGCUGUCGGGAGGUUAUGAGGAUGACGAGGACAACGGCGAGUGGUUCCUCUACACUGGCAGUGGGGGGCGGGAUCUGAGCGGCAACAAGCGCACCAACAAGGUGCACGCGUUCGACCAGCGCUUUGAGAAGAGCAACCAGGCGCUCAGGCUCAGCUGCCUCAAGGGCUACCCCGUGCGCGUCGUCAGGUCGGAGAAGGAGCGGCGGUCCAGCUAUGCACCCCAGGCAUGCGUGCGGUACGACGGCGUCUACCACAUCGAGCGCUGCUGGCGCAAGAAGAGUAAAGUGGGCUUCCUCGUGUGUCGCUACCUCUUCGUGCGCUGUGACAACUCGCCCGCCCCCUGGACCAGUGACGACGUGGGGGACAGCCCGGGGAGGAAGCUGCCGCAGGUGGCGGAGUUGAAGCAGGCAGUGGACGUCACAGAGCGCACCGGCCCGCCCGCCUGGGACUGGAUUGAGGAGAAGCAGCAGUGGGGGUGGGUGCGCGCGCCCCCAGCAUGCACCAAGCCCAUCGGUGGCACCAGCACAGCAUGGCGCUCCGCCAAGCGCCUCGCGGCAGGCGUGCGGUACGACGGCGUCUACCGCAUCGAGCGCUGCUGGCGCAAGAAGAGCGCCGUGGGCUUCCUCGUGUGUCGCUACCUCUUGGUGCGCUGUGACAACUCGCCCGCCCCCUGGACCACUGACGACGUGGGGGACAGCCCGGGGAGGAAGCUGCCGCAGGUGGCGGAGUUGAAGCAGGCGGUGGACGUCACCGAGCGCACCGGCCCGCCCGCCUGGGACUGGAUUGAGGAGAAGCAGCAGUGGGGGUGGGUGCGGCCGCCCCCAGCAUGCACCAAGCCCAUCGGUGGCACCAGCACGGCAUGGCGCUCCGCCAAGCGCCUCGCGACGCCUAAAAGAGAGGCUAGCGGUGGCAGCACGGGCGAGGAUGUGAAGAAGCACAGAGCGCUAGCACAGAAGCGGCUUGCCAAAGGUGUGGCAGGCUGGGUGAUGGGAGGGUCUGGGCUGUGGGUCGUGACUGACUUCGCGUGUCUGCUGUGUGGGGGAGUGCUGCGCGCCCCGGUGUCCACGCCCUGCCAGCACAGCUUCUGCCUCGCGUGCCUGCAGCAGCGCUUCCACGGGCAGGCCAACACACGCGACCGCUCCAAGACCGCGGGGCGGUCGCUGCGCGCACAGAAGAUCGUGAAUCACGACAUGGCGGAUUUGAUCGCCAUGCCGCUUGCAGAGACGAAUGCACCAGAUGCAGAGGAGGGGGAGGACGCAGGGGAGGGCGGUGAGGAGGAUGGGGAGGAGGGCGCAGAGGGAGAGGAGGAUGAAGAGGAUGAGGGGAAGGGCAGUAGAGGUAAGGACGAAGGGAAGGAACGCGAUGGUAGCAUGGAAGGUGCAGGAGAGGAGGGGGUGAAGGAGGAAGGGGGGAGCACGGGGGUGCAAGUGUUAAAUGCGAUUGGUGCUGCGGGGAGCGGAGGUGGUUCAGGUGAGGGGAAGGCCAAGGGCGCGCAAGGAGAGGUCGAUGGGGGAAGGGAAGGCAGUGUUGAUGGCGGAAAGGCUGGGGGAGGAGGUGCGUUGAGUGCCACUUCAGAGGCACUGGUGGCGUGCAGCUCGCUGGCAGCCGCUUCAGAGGGGUUGCGGGAAGUGAUGAGGGCCUGCCCGUGCGAGACAUGCUGGUGCUGGGAGGGGGAACGGGGGGGUGUGGGGGGAGAAUGGUGCUUUGUGCGAAGGGGGAGAGGGGGGAAGAAUGGUGCUUUGUGCGAAGGGGGAGAGGGGGGGAGAAUGGUGCUUUGUGCGAAGGGGGAGAGGGGGGGAGAAUGGUGCUUUGUGCGAAGGGGGAGAGGGGGGAAGAAUGGUGCUUUGUGCGAAGGGGGAGAGGGGGGAAGAAUGGUGCUUUCUGCGAAGGGGGAGAGGGGGGAAGAAUGA
Closterium sp. NIES-65 is the source of this 2922-nucleotide messenger RNA. Lineage: Eukaryota; Viridiplantae; Streptophyta; Zygnematophyceae; Desmidiales; Closteriaceae. The record is from the annotation of a GenBank genome assembly.